Messenger RNA from Colletotrichum higginsianum IMI 349063, 1098 nucleotides. Its product is annotated as UMTA protein. Gene Ontology annotation, molecular function: methyltransferase activity. The transcript is spliced from 6 exons. The record is from RefSeq and is a predicted model, not a curated record. NCBI's taxonomy places the organism in Eukaryota, Fungi, Ascomycota, Sordariomycetes, Glomerellales, Glomerellaceae. Bases 1 to 1098 code for a protein of 365 amino acids.
AUGGUUGCAACCAAAGAGGCGGCAGUAUCGCCCAACCCUCUCCCGGCCAACGGCCAGGAAACCAUCACCGCGGAUCCCAUAGUCGAAGAUGACAACGCAACGGAGGCGGAUCUCGCAAGCAUCCACACGUCCUCGAGCGUCUCGUUGAGUGAAAGCAUCACCGAGUAUCGGCGGAUCCAUGGUCGCACUUAUACCCAGAAGACCGACUACUGGGGCCCGAAUGACGAGAGGCAGAACCAAGGCCUGGACCUGGCUCCCAAGGUCGGUAUAAACUCGACAGGAUUGCCCCUCGACGGAGCAUCACAUCUCACACGUUGUACAGGAAGUACUCGAUGUUGGUACUGGCACGGGGAUUUGGGCCAUGCUGACCACGAGGCACGCAGCGACUUUGCUGAUGGAUUCCCUUCCGCGGAGGUCACGGGGGUCGACAUCUCGCCCAUCCAGCCCGGAUGGGUCCCACCCAACUGCAAGUUUCACAUUGACGACAUCGAGAAGCCCUGGACGUGGCCGGCCGAGCACUUUGACUUCGUGCACGUCAAGCACCUCGAGGGCAGCGUUGCGGACUGGCCGAGGCUGUACGGGCGGGCCUUCACCCACCUCAAGCCGGGCGGCUACAUCGAGCUGAGGGAGGUCGACAUCGAGGGCCGCUCCCAGACCCUGGGCGAGCUGGGCGACGGCCACAUCUACAAGAGAUGGGCCAAGGUGAUGCUCGAGGCCAUGGGGAGGCUCGGCAAGACCGGGACCCAGGCCCGGGACCACGGCAUCGCCAGAAACCUCGCGUCGGCCGGGUUCGUCGACAUCGUGGAGAAGAAGUGGUCCGCGCCCAUCGGGCGCUGGCCAAGAGAUCCCGUCCUCAAGGAGAUCGGCGCCUGCCACCUCCAGUUCCUCGACGAGUCGCUGGAAGGGUUCGGGACGUUCCUGCUCAAGGAGGUGAUGCGGUGGGGGGAUCCCGAGAUCCUCGCGUUCAUGGGCGAGAUGCGCAAGGCCCUCAAGGACCCGAGGCUCCAGUCGUACCUGACGCUGCAUCUGGUCUACGCUCGCAAGCCGGAGCGGUCUGAGGAGACACAGGAGAAGGCAGUCACGGCAGCUGUGGCCUGA